AUGGCAACAACUUCCUCAAACACCAUGUUUGCUACCUCUUCUAAUCAAAUUCCCAUUUUAGAUGGAGAAUUGUACGAGUACUGGAGUGCCCAAAUGGAGCCAAUUUUCAUCUCUCAAGAUCUGUGGGAUAUAGUCCAAGAUGGCUAUGAAAGUCCACAGGAAGAUGAUGAAGACUCGAAGAAACGAUCAGGCAAGCAGACAAAGGAGUACAAGGAGAAUGCCAAGCAAAAUGCCAGCGCCUUGAGAAUCAUUCAGCAAGCAGUGAGCAAAUCAAUUUACCCCAGAAUCUAUGGCAUCAAAAAGGCCAAAGAAGCUUGGGAUGUCUUGCGUGAACAAUUUCAAGGUUCUGAAAAGGAAAUCUCUAUCAGGCGCCAAAGUUUAUGGCGACAGUUCGACAACUUGAUGAUGAAGGAAACCGACACCAUCAAAGACUUCCAUUCGCGUGUGGCGGAGACAGUCAACCAGAUCAAAGCCACCGGUGAUGUCAUGGAAGAAAGAAAAAUUGUGGAGAGAAUUCUCCGCAGUUUAUCAUCAAAGUUCGAGCAUAUUGUUGCUGUCAUUAAAGAAACCAAAGAUCUGGCAAAUCUACCAAUGAGCGAGUUGAUGGGCUCACUUGUAGCACACGAACAAAGAAUGAGCCGCUUCACCAAACCGCCACUGGAGCAAGCUUUCUCGUCAAAAGUCAACAUGGCGGAAAGUAAAUAUGCCAAAUCGGAGCAAGGCCAGAGAGGGGGAAACUCACAAGGAAGAGGAAGAGGAAGAUCCAAUUACAGAGGAAACAACAGACAAAAUUAUCAACAACAAAGAUCGGGCUACACCGGCUCGAGUUGCAUAAUUUGCAAAAAGGCGGGUCAUGCAACAAAAGACUGCAAAUUCAAGUGCACCAAGUGCAGAAUUCAGAACCACUCCCAGAGAGAUUGCUGGUUCCAGAACAAGCAAGAAGAUGGCGAGUCAAGCGGCACCAAAAAUGAAGAAAGCAAUAUGGUGGCCUUGUCAUGCUUGUAUGGUGAGCAAAAAUCACAGCUUCCCUGGAUGGUGGAUAGUGGUUGCAGUAACCACAUGACUGGAGAUCUGGAGUCCUUCACCGACAUCGAUGACAAAUACCGCUCUCAAGUCAAAUUGGGAGACGGGAAGAAGCUAAAAGUGCAAGGAAAAGGCACACUUGUUGUAUGCACAGAAGAAGGCAACAAAACUCUCAUUCGAGAUGUUUUGUAUGUUCCGGAGCUAACUCUCAAUCUACUUAGCGUGGGACAACUGAUGCUGAAAAAUUACAAGCUAUUGUUUGAUAAUGGCGUGUGCGAGAUUAUCAACAAAGCAGACAAUUUCAUGGUGGCCAAAGUCCCGAUGACUUCCAACAGAAUUUUCUCUCUUGCUAUGUCACAAAAUGGUGAAGUAGCAUUCAAGAGUGAAAAUCUGGAUCAAUCCUUUCUAUGGCAUCUCAGAUACGGUCAUCUCACCUUCAGAGGCCUCAAAUUGCUGAGGCAGAAAAAUAUGGUGGCAGGACUUCCCCAGAUCAACAGAGAAGAUAAAAUAUGUGAAGGAUGCAUAUAUGGCAAAAUGCAUCGUUUACCAUUUCCAAAGACAUCAUGGAGAGCAAAAGCGCCACUGGAGUUGGUACAUGCAGACAUAUGUGGUCCAACCCGAACACAAUCACUCAGCGGCAAAAGAUACUUUCUACUAUUUGUAGAUCACUUCACCAGAAUGAUGUGGGUAUUCUUUCUGGAGCAAAAGUCAGAAGCUUUUCCCAAGUUCCUUCAAUUCCAAGCAGUAGCUGAGAAGGAAAGCGGCCAUCAAAUCAAAACUCUCCGUACAGAUCGUGGAGGAGAUUUUAUUUAUACUCCGUUCAUGGAGUAUUUUCGCAACAACGGGAUAAAAAGGCAGCUGACGGUCCGUUACACACCACAACAAAAUGGCGUGGCGGAACGGAAAAAUCGCACGAUUGUGGAGAUGGCGAGAAGUAUGCUCAAAGCAAAAAAGCUUCCCAACAACUUGUGGGCAGAAGCGGUCAAUACAACAAUUUACAUCCUCAACAUAUCACCAACCAAAGCAGUUCGGAACAAGACACCGAUACAUGCGUGGCACCACAGGAGGCCACAGGUCGACCACCUCAAAGUCUUUGGGUGCAUAGCUUAUGCACACAUCUCUACUCCAAACCGAGACAAGUUUGACCAGAAGGGAGAAAAGCUGAUCUUCACCGGCUACAGUGAUGAGUCCAAAGGCUAUCGUCUUUACAACCCAGUAAAGAACGAAGUGGUGGUUUCCCGAGAUGUGAUCUUUGAUGAGAUGGCGGAGUGGAAUUGGGAAAAUCCAAUUUCUCAAUCUCCACCAAGUUAUGAAAUUCUGGAGGACUCAGCAACUCCAGAAGACCCCAGCAACGACCCAGAUCCAGUUGCUAGUCCAGAAAGAAAUUCUGCACCUAGCCCAGAAAGAGACAACUUCAGAGACAUCGUAACAGACUCAGAUUCACCUCCAUUGAGAACAAGGUCUUUGCGAGAAAUUUAUGAAACAAGUCAUGUGGCAUAUUUUUCUUGUGAGCCUCAAGUCAUUGAAGAAGCAGCCAAAGAUGAAGUUUGGAAUGAGGCGAUGGAUGCAGAAAUUUCCAUGAUCGAGAAAAACAAGACAUGGGAGCUUGUUGAUCAACCGGAGGACAAGCCGGUUAUAAGUCUCAAAUGGAUCUAUAAGAUCAAAUUCAAUGAAGAUGGUUCUAUCUAG
Molecule: messenger RNA, 2712 nt
Organism: Linum trigynum
Lineage: Eukaryota; Viridiplantae; Streptophyta; Magnoliopsida; Malpighiales; Linaceae
Source: the annotation of a GenBank genome assembly